AUGGUGCACGCGCUUGAGCUCAAGAUUCUUCAGCUCUCCGAGCACCCGCAAACGGCAUUAAUUGCUUUGGAAAUGGUUGCAACUGGAAAUCUUCACGAUGACAACAAGAAAGCUGUACUUUUGAAUUGCUUGACCUUGGUGCAAGAGCUGAUUCACAAUCCGUCAUUCUGUGCGACGAGCGAGCUUGGACUAAAGGCUUUUCCGACUAUUGCGAGAAUUAAGGUCCGGGUGGCUUCUCGGAGUACGAGCUGUGGCGCAAGAAUUUUUACAACGCAAAGGGUUUCGGAUUCUUCACUU
Molecule: messenger RNA, 297 nt
Organism: Mesorhabditis belari
Lineage: Eukaryota; Metazoa; Nematoda; Chromadorea; Rhabditida; Rhabditidae
Source: the annotation of a GenBank genome assembly